AAAGAGAAAUAACCCCCACUAUUAUUAUUAUUUUUCCUUUUACUUUGUAAUAAUCCCGCUCCCCCGUGCCAAUCUUGAGUCGGUCAACCGCCGCACGUACGAAGCACCCCAAUGGGCAUCUUGGAUCUCCCCUCUUCUCCCCUAAUUCCUCUACCUACUGCUUCUACUACUACUGCUUCGACCCCUCUCUGAUCCUUCGAUGCUCCAAUAGUAGUAGUAGUAGUAGUGGUAGUAGCUGGAGGAGAGAGAGAGAGAGAGAGAGAGAGAGAGAGAGAGAGAGAAGGAGGAGUAUGAAGAACCUCUUAAAGAAGCUCCACAUCGGGCCGAGCCAAUCCCACGGCGACGAUGGGCCCUCGUCCCCCUCGACUAAGGGCGGCGGCGGCGGCGGCGGCGGCGGCAAUCAAGAGCCGAAGCCCUUGUCGGGGCUUUCCAAUUGGUUGAACUCCGUUACCGGGAAGCACGGCCCUUCGGGUCAGGGUUCUCCUCCUCCUCCGACGCCGCCGCAGUUGUUGUCGUCGUCGUCAUCACCGUCAUCUUCGCACAGGGGAGAGAGGAGGGAGGCGGGGCCUUCGGCGUCGUCACCGGCGUCGGCGUCGGCGACGACGUCGGCGGCUGCGGAUGCGGCGGCGAUAGAAGCGAAGAGGACUGGGGCGGCAGCGGCGGAGACGGAUAUGGAGGAGGAGUAUCAGAUACAGCUGGCGCUGGAGAUGAGCGCGAGGGAGGACCCGGAGGCGGUCCAGAUCGAGGUCGUGAAGCAGAUCAGCCUCGGUUCGUGCCCGCCCGAGAGCACCCCGGCCGAGGUUCUUGCUUACAGAUACUGGAAUUACAACUCCUUGAACUUUGAUGAUAAGAUCUUGGAUGGUUUCUAUUACCUCUACGGCAUAAUGGUUGAGCCUAACUCUGCUAAGAUGCCUUCUCUUAUUGAUCUCCAAGGAGCACCAUUUUCAGAUAAUGUGAGUUGGGAGGCUGUGUUGGUUAAUAGAACAGAAGAUGGUGACCUCUUAAAACUUGAGAAGAAGGCCUUAAUCAUGGCCCGUGAAGCAAGGUCACAGUCUUCAGACUUUGUUGAGGGUGCUUUGGUGCAGAGGCUUGCUAAUUUGGUAGCUAACUACAUGGGUGGAAUAGUUUACGAUCCUGAAAGCAUGCUGAUGUCAUAUCAAAAACUCAGUAGCUAUUUACGAGAAAGUGUCGGUAAUUUGGUCUUGCCUCUUGGCCGUUUAACAAUUGGUUUGGCUCGUCAUCGUGCAUUGUUAUUCAAGGUUUUGGCUGAUAGUGUGGGCAUUCCAUGUCGAUUAGUAAAGGGAAAGCAAUAUACUGGAUCAGAUGAUGGGGCUUUGAACAUCGUAAAAGUAAAGGAUGGAAGAGAGUACAUCGUUGAUUUAAUGGCCUAUCCUGGUACUCUUAUCCCAUCGGAUGGUGCUGGGCUGGUAAAAGACUACGAAGAAAAUAUCUUUGUAGUUAGCCCUUUCAGCAAAGGUGCUGAUAGUGUUCAUAUGGGUUCUUCUGUAAGCGGGGUCUCAAGUUCUGCUGGUUGCUCUUUAGAUAGUGAGCCGCUUGAUAAACGAUCAUUGUCUAGCUAUCCUGAAGCUUCAGAUACUAGUGGAAUUCAUACAUUGGAGUUCAGCAAUAAAGAAAGUGAGAAACUAAGUUCGCUCAAGAACUUUUCAACCAACCUGCAUAUGAAAGAAAAAGCACAUCCCAUUGGCAAAUCUAGAGAUACUAACAUCAGUAAAACUGUGAAAGCUCAAGAAAAGUCUGGUAUUACUGUUGCAAAAUCGCCUUCUAGGAUUGCUGGAAUCAAUUCUUCUUCAGCUGUCAACAAAAUGAAAGUGCAGGAUGUUUCACAGUACAUGAUUGACGCUGCUAAAGAAAACCCACAAUUAGCCCAAAAACUUCAAGAUGUAUUGCUCGAAAGUGGAGUUAUUGCACCCCCUAACUUAUUUUCGGAAUUGUAUACGGGAUAUUCGGAAGAUUUGAUGACCGAAGACAAGUCUCAAAGUGGAUAUAAGGGUGAAAAAGAGGACGAGAUCACGAACCGAAUCCGCCCGUUGAAGCCUGUAGAAGGUUUGGGGCUUCAUCGCCCUCUUGACUUCCGAGAAGCAGCUGGCACUUCAUCUACCUCCGAAGCUUCUGAUGUGCUUUCGCAGGAGACUCCAUUACAGCUUAUAAAGCACAUGCCUGUUGCUGCUGCUGCUGCUACAGCUGCUGUUGUUGCCUCUUCGAUGGUUGUUGCUGCAGUUAAAUCGAGCGCAGAAAUGAAUAUUGAAGUCCCUGUUGCUGCUGCAGCUACUGUUACUGCUGCUGCCGUUGUUGCGACAACUGCUGCUGUUAGUAGGCAAUAUGAGAACUUGGAGUCUCGUGUCCCUGUACCAUUUUUACCUGCAUUUGGUCAAGGAGCAGAUUCAACUGAGGGAGCUGGAUAUGAUGUUUGGGAUAAUCGGCAUAUAGAAAAUGAUCAUGAUGGUCCUGAGCAAGAAAAAGGCACGGGUGAAACUCACCAGCAAGAAGCAGAACGAAAUUCAGGAAAGUCAACUGGGACUGACAGCACGAAAUCUGAUAUUGCUCUAGAUGAUGUUGCGGAACUUGAGAUACAAUGGGAGGACCUCACUUUGGGUGAACGGAUAGGUCUAGGCUCCUUUGGAGAGGUGUACAAGGGAGAGUUGCAUGGAACAGAAGUUGCAGUUAAGAAGUUCUUACACCAAGAUAUCUCGGGUGAUGCUUUGGAAGAAUUUAGAAGUGAGGUGCGGAUAAUGAGAAGAUUACGACACCCAAAUGUUGUCCUCCUCAUGGGUGCUGUAACCCGUGUGCCCAAUCUUGCCAUUGUAACAGAGUUUCUUCCUAGAGGGAGCUUGUUCCGAUUGAUUCAUCGACCUAACAACCAGUUAGAUGAAAGGAGACGACUAAGGAUGGCACUUGAUGUUGCUCGUGGAAUGAAUUACUUGCACAAUUGCACACCAAUUAUAGUACAUCGUGAUCUCAAAUCUCCAAACCUUCUUGUCGACAAGAAUUGGGUUGUAAAGGUCUGUGACUUUGGUUUAUCACGAAUGAAGCACAGUACAUUUCUUUCUUCAAGAUCAACAGCUGGAACAGCUGAGUGGAUGGCACCAGAAGUACUCAGAAAUGAACCUUCAGAUGAGAAGUGUGACGUUUUUAGCUUCGGUGUCAUACUAUGGGAGCUGUGCACAUUGCAGCAGCCAUGGGAAGGCAUGAAUCCCAUGCAAGUUGUUGGAGCUGUUGGAUUUCAGCAUCGCCGCCUUGACAUUCCAGAUGACAUGGAUCCUGUCAUAGCAGACAUUAUAAAGAAGUGCUGGCAAACAGACCCAAAGAAACGGCCAUCAUUUUCGGAGAUUAUGGCUGCCUUAAAGCCGCUGCUGAAAGCUGCAGCUAGCACCCAAGUGUUAAGGCGGAGAUUGUUGCCAGCGGGUAGCCAAGAGAAAGGCAAUUCAUAGCAGGAGAAAAUGAUCGAAUGUUGAAAAUUCUAUAAAAAAACAAUUAGAAGGGGUGCCCAUCUUGCACAUAAAAUGAGCUUGUGUAACUACCGAAGGAAUAUUCUAAAAGCAGUUGGUUAUUUGUAUAUGGUGGUUUGGUCAAGAAUGGGGUUGAUUUCUUGUAUAUGCCAUGGAUUGCUGAUUGCUGGAACCAAUUUGCGAUAAAUUAAUUCAUAAAACAAGAAUACGAAAGAGUACAAGAAACAUGAGCAAGUGAAGCAGAAAUAUGAUAUCUGGAAAAGCAAAUCAGGGGAAAUGAGUUAUUGGUGUCGAGCUUAGCUACAACCCUUGGACCACUAGUUGUGGACUGGGAAGAUAAGAUUUCACUCUCCUGUAUUUUUGAACAGUUAUUUAAUUCUCGAUUUCUUAUGCUUGUUUGUUUUUUGUCAAGUUGUUGUCCGCCCAAAAUGGGUUGUGUAUGUAAAAGAUGCCAUUGUUCAUUAAAAAAAAUACGGCUGUUGUUUGAUUCGAGAUAUAUCGACUCUGUAUAUAUUUGGUAUAUCGAUGGACUGCUUGUCUUA
This is a messenger RNA of Ananas comosus (pineapple), 4009 nucleotides long. Its product is annotated as serine/threonine-protein kinase EDR1-like. Gene Ontology annotation, biological process: protein phosphorylation. The coding region runs from base 291 to 3449 and encodes 1052 amino acids. The transcript is spliced from 13 exons. The record is from RefSeq and is a predicted model, not a curated record. Gene Ontology annotation, molecular function: protein kinase activity; ATP binding. Lineage: Eukaryota; Viridiplantae; Streptophyta; Magnoliopsida; Poales; Bromeliaceae.